CGGCGGUGCCGGGGCGCCGCGGCGCAGCCAUGGCCCUGGUGACCUUGCAGCGCUCGCCCACGCCCAGUGCCGCCUCCUCGGCCAGCAACAGCGAGUUGGAGGCUGGCAGCGAUGAAGACAGAAAGUUAAACCUCAGCUCACACUGACUGACUGCACCAAACAAGUUGAAACUCGUCAACCACUGUUACUAAGGUUUGAUGUGCCGCUUCCCGUAUUGAAGAUCCCUGCCUUUCCAUUGGAUGGCACUCGGCAGCAGCACUCUCCGUGUCUUUUGAUCACAGCUCGUACUAUAUUCUGGUGCCUCUAACACCUGAGGCGUGUUUAUCAUACUGCUCGGCCUUUCGCGACCCGUUCAGUUGUUCAUUGUUCAGCUGAAUCAACUGUGUUGGACGUACAGGUGACGGAACUUGUCUAACGUCACCCAGGUGGUCAGAGGCAGUGCCGCGCCAGAACCUAGGACCACCACUAACGCACGGCAGUGCUUCCCAGGAGGUCAGAUCACCGAUGACGACUCUUAAGUGAGAGCUUUUUCAUGGUGAAAGGAGCAGCCCUCUUCUUACAACAGGGAAACAGCCCUCAAGGCCAGCGAAGUCUUCAGCAUCCCCAUAAGCACGCAGGUGAUUUGCCUCAACAUCUUCAAGUAAUGAUCAACCUUCUGCGUUGUGAAGAUAGAAUCAAGCUGGCCGUGCGCUUGGAGAGCGCUUGGGCAGAGCGGGUCCGCUACAUGGUGGUGGUGGACAGCAGCGGGCGUCAGGACACAGAGGAGAGCAUCUUGCUGGGCGUUGACUUUUCCAGUAAGGACAGUAAAAGCUGUACCAUCGGGAUGGUACUCCGACUGUGGAGCGACACCAAAAUCCACCUUGAUGGUGACGGUGGAUUCAGCGUCAGCACAGCAGGAAGGAUGCACGUCUUCAAGCCUGUAUCUGUCCAGGCCAUGUGGUCUGCCCUGCAGGUCCUUCACAAGGCCUGCGAAGUGGCCCGACGGCACAACUACUUCCCUGGGGGCGUGGCGCUCAUCUGGGCUACCUACUAUGAGAGCUGCAUCGGCUCCGAGCAGAGCUGCAUCAACGAGUGGAACGCCAUGCAGGACCUGGAGUCCACGCGGCCCGACUCCCCGGCCUUGUUUGUCGACAAGCCAACCGAAGGGGAGAGGACUGAGCGCCUCAUCAAAGCCAAACUCCGAAGCAUCAUGAUGAGCCAGGACCUAGAAAACGUGACCUCCAAAGAAAUUCGUAAUGAAUUGGAGAAACAGAUGAACUGUAACUUGAAAGAAUUCAAGGAAUUCAUAGACAACGAGAUGCUGCUUAUCUUGGGACAGAUGGACAAGCCCUCCCUCAUCUUCGAUCAUCUUUAUCUCGGCUCUGAAUGGAAUGCAUCCAAUCUGGAAGAACUGCAGGGCUCAGGUGUUGACUACAUUUUAAAUGUCACUAGAGAAAUAGAUAAUUUUUUCCCUGGCUUAUUUGCAUAUCAUAACAUCCGAGUCUAUGAUGAAGAGACAACAGACCUUCUUGCCCACUGGAACGAAGCAUACCAUUUUAUAAACAAAGCAAAGAGGAACCAUUCCAAGUGCCUGGUACAUUGCAAAAUGGGUGUCAGUCGCUCUGCCUCCACAGUCAUAGCGUAUGCGAUGAAGGAAUUCGGCUGGCCCCUGGAAAAAGCGUACAACUACGUGAAGCAAAAGCGCAGCAUUGCACGCCCCAACGCGGGCUUCAUGAGGCAGCUGUCUGAGUAUGAAGGCAUCUUGGACGCGAGCAAACAAAGGCACAACAAGCUGUGGCGCCAGCAGACCGAGAGCUGCCUCCAGCAGCCUGUGGAUGACCCUGCGGGGCCUGGGGACUUCCUGCCAGAGACCCUGGAUGGCACCCGCCCGGAAGCCCGUCUGCCCUGCUCGGACGAUGCCGCCCAGCCUGGGUUCCCAGGCAGCAGGGCCCCUGGGCGACCCACUCUCCCCUGCUGUUUCCGGCGGCUCUCAGAUCCCCUGCUGCAUUCCCCCAGUGACGAAACUGGCAGUUUGGUCCAGUUGGAGGACCUGGAGAAGGGUGCUCUGUCGGAGGAAGCGGCUCAGCCAGCUCGGCCUCCCGAGGAAGGCCCCAGACUCUGUGAGAAGGAGGGGAAGAAGAAACGAGAGUUGGGGAGCCUGAAAACCCGGAGUGGCCCCUUGCCACAGGUGGAGGAGAUGGAAAGGGAGGAGGUUCCAGGAGCCGGGAGGUGGGGGCGGCCCCCAACCCAGCUUGAUAAAAACCUGCUCAACCGGGAAAACCUAAAUAACAACAACAGCAAGAGGAGCUGUCCGGACGACUUUGAGCACGAUGCUAUAUUUGGGAUCCUCAACAAAGUGAAGCCUUCCUACAAAUCCUGUGCCGACUGCAUGUAUCCUACAGCCAGCGGGGCUCCUGAGGCUUUCGGGGAGCGACUCGAGAACCCUGGUGCUCCCGCCAUCUGUACCCAGCCAACCUUCCUGCCCCACCUCACGUCGUCCCCUGGGGCCCACAUAUCUGGCAAGUCCCGAGCUUUAGAGAAGCUGGCCUCUGGCCCAACCGAAACACCCCCAUUCCUACCACCAGCAGGCCCGAGGAGGCCAGACACCAGUGGCUCUGAGGCCGGGACUGCCCCAGAACUACCAGCUAGCCUUUUAGAACCUUCCAGAGGGACCCAAAAAGUCCUGCCAAAGGCCCUCCUUUUGAAGAAUUCUCACUGUGAUAAGAACCCUCCCCGCAUGGAAGUAGUGAAGGAAGAGUCGCCACCCAAGAAAGACGUGAAGCCAGCCAAGGACCUGCGGCUCCUGUUCAGUAAAGAAACUGAGAAGCCAACCACACACAGCUACCUGAUGCAGCACCAGGAGUCCAUCAUCCAGCUGCAGAAGGCAGGCUUGGUCCGCAAGCACACCAAAGAACUCGAGUGGUUAAAGGGCACGCCCGCAGACCCAGUGUCUCCCGUCAGGGAUGGCACCGCCAGCAGGCUGGAGGCCAGCAUACCCGAGGAGAACCAGGACCUGGCUCCUGUCCCACCGCCAGGGGCCCCGGCUCUGCCCGGCCAAGCUGCCAGUGAUGAGAAGUCAGAGGCCGGCCCUCCUCCAUUGGAAGGAGCCUCGCUGAAGAGCGUCACUCCCUUCCUCUGCCGCCUGGAUCACACCAGUCAUUUCUCCAAAGACUUCCUGAAGACCAUCUGCUACACCCCCACCUCAUCGUCCAUGAGUUCUAACCUGACCCGGAGCUCUAGCAGUGACAGCAUCCACAGCAUCCGCGGGAAGCCAGGGCUGGUGAAACAGCGGACGCAGGAGAUCGAGACUCGGCUCCGGCUGGCAGGCCUCACCGUCUCGUCCCCACUCAAGCGCUCACACUCUCUUGCCAAGCUCGGAAGUCUCAAUUUCUCAACAGAAGAUCUGACCAGUGAGGCCGACGUGUCCACCAUCGCCGACUCCCAGGAUGCCAAGUUGAGCGAGGCUUCCUUCUUGCAUGAGCCCCAGGCAACCCCAAGGAAGCCAGCCGCCACCUCUAAGCCGUCAGGGAAAUCUGCCCCAGAAAACUUGAAAAGCCCGUCGUGGAUGAGCAAAAGCUGAUCCCCCCUUGAGCUGAUCACACGAUCCCUCCCUUAGUUUCACCGUGGAUUUUGGUCAGCCCCUCAAGUCUUGAUUUCUCUUAAACAAUUGGCGUUCUCCUGACUUCCCCCAACCUCUUGCCAUAGAGAGGAGGAGAAGAAAUAAACCUGCAGCCUGUGAAGAAAGGGGAGUGUCAGUUGUGUGGUUGGGAGAACCAGAAGCUGUGGCCAGCAGACUCGGAGCCCCAGUCAUGUGUUUUCAAAAAGAAUCGUGUCUUAAGAAGAGCAUAUACAGCUAUGCACACAUCAGAAGUGCUCCCUUUGCAACAUGCAGAAGAACAGUUGUGGUGAUGGCAGAUGGCAUUGUCACCACGGCACACGUUCCUAGCUCAUUCCGGCCCUCGUGGGUAACUCUUGGAUGGCAAUAUAAGUCCUACCUCUGUUCUUGCUGUGCUUUUUAUUUUUAAAACACAAUAAUGACCAAGGCUUGUUCCAGGGAAUAAUGCUGUGUCAGGAAAAGGUUUUCCAAAAAAGAAUUAUUCCUUUUUUUCUUUUUUUUUCUUUUUUGGUUGGGAUCCUAAAAAGUGUUAAGAUUUCUAACUUGACUGCAUCGAGCACUGUUACGUCAAGUUACAUGAAUGAAGGUGUCGAAUGCUGUUGAACCAGCUCUGUGGUGCAUGGAGAUGGUCUGUGCAUUUGAUUCCUCUGUGCCGGUGUGGUGGUACGGCCGAGUGGUGUGUGUCUGGCCAGCACGGGGGGCCGGUGGGGGAAAAGGCGAUGUCCUCAGUUGUUGCUAAUGGUGGAGUUUAAAUGGCACCUCACCCCCGACCUGGGGAGAAGGACCCACGAAGUGUGUUGAGUCUCUGCUGCUGAGCCCAGUAGUUGUGCUAAGGUUAUGAAAGCGCUCGAGUGUCAGGCGGGGGCCGUGGUUCUGAGAUACAGAUCGUCCUGCCAGGAGCCCCGGCGCUCAGGUUCCUUCGGUCACAUCUCCUCCUGUUUGGGGAGGAAAGGUGAUUCCAGCUGAGAGAAAUGGGACUGUUGCAAAGCUUCGCAGAUGUUUACAGUUGCCCCUUUCCUGUGGGGAGAAUUCCUCCUGGUUCUCUCUGGCUCUUCCUAGCGGCGAGGAUGCGGUACAGGAGGGCUCUGUGGGCCCGGCCUGGGCUCUGAGUGCGUUUCGAAUCAGGUGAGCUCAGUGCAUCCUGCUGCUGUGGGCCUUGGGCUUGAGUGGAGGGUCGUCGGUGUCGGUCAUCAAGACCGGCUGUUAAAAUGCUUUGAAGGGAGGAUGGGCUUGAGGAGAAAGGUCCAACUCAGCAGACCGUGGCGCACAGCCCCGUGAGCGAAGAACGUUUUUACAUUUUUCAGGGGUUAUAAAAAAAUGAACUAGUAGGGGACAGAGACCACGUAGCCGGCAAAGCCUAAGAUAUUUACUAUCGGGCCCUAUAUGGAAGAAGUGUGGUGACCCCUUUUUUUAUUUGACCACGCAGCGCUGCCCAGGGCCCUGGAGGAAGAAACUGGGCACAUGUAAAGGCCUCCCUUUCCCUUCAGCACCGCAGGCCAAAUCCUUGUCCCGACCCACACCUUGCCAGCCCACCCCCAGCGUGUCUCCUGCAGUGGGGGGUGGCUGCGUUCAUGGAAGAAUGCUGCUGGAUGAAGCUUUCCCACAGUUACAGCUUACCCUCAGGGGGGCCAGCCAGAUGAAUUCGGGGACACUAGAAAGCCUUCAAGGACCAGCCAAAUUCUGAAAGCGGGUGAAUGUGUCGCCAUCUUACAUUGGUCAGAACGAGGCUCCCCCCACUCCCUCAGAGCAACCAUUCCGAGAGCACCCAGGCAGGGUCUUCGGGAACAAGGAUAGCCCACAUGGCAACUAGUGGGUAGAGGUUUUGCAAAAACCCUCUCUCUGGGAACUUUUUAUCCCUGACCUUAUUCUUUUUUUUUUUUUUUUAGGUAUACAUUAUUUUAUUUGACAGGAAUUUGUUUACGCACCACUGUCCAUUGCAGUCACCUUAAUAGGUGAUUAUCCACUUAUUCCUGAAAACCCUGUUAGGUUUUUCUCCCUUUCUUUCAGCCAACAAAAACAUAUUCUCAACAACAACAACAACAAAAAAUUAAGUGCAGUAUGUUUUGCCAAAUUAAAUUUCAUGUGGUAGAUCAAUUUUUGUGUCAAAAUAAUCCUUUCGAUUCGGUGAUGACAGGCUUGUGUUGGUUUCUGUAACCAUGCCUGCGUAUGAGUGAUAUACUUUUGAAAACCUUUAAUUUUGAAAGCCAUAAUUUUCCUUAUCCAGUUAAAGGGUGGGACACGGAUUACAAAUAUGAGUGGGGUUUUGGCCUUGUUGGAAUUAUCCAUUCAUUUUCGGAAGCACAGACCGUAUAGUAUCAUUGAAACAGACCGGGGCUUAGGGACCCAUCAUCAGAGCAAAGUGAAUCAUUCUUGAUUUUGUGGGUAACCCUCUGGCCUGGAGAAAAGGAUCAAGCUGUUUCUCCCAGACCCAGGUCAGUUGCAUGUUAACAUAUGGCAAAUUGCUCCUUGAAAUAGACUAACAGGACGAGAGCAUGCUGCCAGACGUGGGGGCACCUUGGCAAAGACGGAUGCAUACCUGUGUCUGAAAAGCAAUUUUGCUCCAUAAGGAUAUGCCAUAUCCUGACUGAUGCUUUGUCUGUAAUCUAAGCUACGAGGACGAUUCCAAAUAUGAGUGGCACAGGUGAGAGGCAGCGGUGAGUGCCAUGAAAGUCAUUAAUUUCGGUGACUGCCAUUUUCAUGGGAUGCUUUUGUCGAAUUAGGAGAGAACGGACAUUUUGUAAAUCAGCUAACUAUUGUGUAUUCAGUUGUAUUUCAUCGUUCACCUCACCUUUCCCUCACUUUCACUUCAUAUGACAUGCCAAAAGUUAGACUGAAGGAGAUACAGGGAGGUCGCCUUGUCAUGUUUCGUUAAGUCUGAGGGGGAAGCCGGUCCCAGAGAGAGGAGAAGGCAUGCUGCCCUCUCAUCAUGCCUUGACAAUGCCAAUUUCCAUUUCUUUGUCUUAGAGCAAUGUCUGUCGUUGCAUGAGCCUCUUAAGAACAAGAUGCUCAUUCCCUGCCUCCGUGGUCUCAGUGCAGGGGCCAUGCUGACCUCUGGGCUCUCUGUGGGGCAGUGGCACCCUGUCCGUCCGGCAUGCAGCGCACUCACCAGGUGCUCACAGAUAGCUGCUUUCCAACCCCCUUCUGUUCCACCCCGCCCUUUCCAGCUAGAAAGCAGUCCUGCCCAUUCUAAAACCUCUUCCCUCAUAGAUAGUCCCAGAGGGUACCACAGGAUGGAACCAAGUUUGCAAUAGAAUUGACACCUUCAGGACACCCUGUACCUUCAGCAUUGUCUCUCCACACAGGCCUGAUCCCAGAAGGUUUAGGAGUCCGCCUGCUCCCCUGGGCCUGUUUCCCUCCAUGGGCAAUAAAUGCGGCAUCGUUUAGUCAAGAUCCUAUAACCUCACCCAAGGUGUCCAAAGAGGCACUUGCUCUGUUGGCCGGAAAUGCUUGGUGCCAGAAUACAUUGCACCCAACCCUACUCUGGCUUGCCACCUGGCUGGGCUUCCCCAGACACGCACAGCUCAGUGAGGGCAAGCGCUUCACUGUGGGCAGGAGAGCUAGGCAGGCCGGGACGUUUGUGACAUCUGGACAGCACGGUGCAGGGUCACCUUCCCUGGUCCCACCCCGCAGGUGCUUGCCAAUGCUUCAUGCCAAUCAAAGGUAGGUGAUUGAGCCUCAUGCUCAGCUGCUUGGUUUUUUUAUUGUCUGCUCUGCAACCAAAUACCUGUAUGUACAAGUUCACGCUGCAUAUAUAUAUAUAUAUAUAUAUAUAUAUUUGAAUAUAUAUAUGUAACUUGAAUCAAAUCAUUAUGCGCGCAUCCCUUCUGUCUCAUCCACAUACGCGCUGUCACCCGAGCUGUGAAGCGGAUCACCUGGAAUGAUCUGGAGUGAUGUGUAGUGCUGCCCUGGUAGAUCCGGACAUGACUGCCUUGUUUUGGUCUUGGAUUAGGUGCUGUGGCCCUGGCUUCAGUCAGUCUCUUAAACAGGAGUCUUUAUAACCGGACCACUGGUCCCCUGCUGUCCUUUCUGUCGGCCGUGCUGUACGAGAAGAUGGCUGCUUCUUCCCUCUUUUCCGACACUGUAAUUAUUUUACAAUUGAGUGCCUUAAUAAUAGUUUACAAAUACUGUGUAUUUAUGGGAAACUGUUAAGCUCUCACCUUCUGUGAUUGGAUACUUUGCCUUGUCGGUGGUGGUCGGCGUUUGGCCUGGAGCUUGCCCGGCCCCCGUACCUGUGCUCAUCUGCUGUGCGGUCUGAUGCACGUGCCUGCAACUGGCCAAGGAACAUUGCUAGAAACGGCGCUGGUAGUUCCUCCAGGCGAGGCAGGCCCUGGCUCAUGCUGCGUCCCACGGUAGUGAGGAAAGAGUAAAACUUGGUGUGCUAGCCAGCUGGGGCUGGUGUGGUCCAGGCGCCCUCUGGACCACAGCCAGCCCGUCACCCAUUCCCCCAUCACGCAGUUGUACUCUUCUUUCAUAGAGGUUUUUAUUGCUACCUAGGCCACCCUAGUUUCCUCUGUUGGUAUCCUGAGCUCUUUGCAGCAAAAUGCAGGUACAGACCACCCCAUCCCCCAAAUCAGGAGCUCUACAAGAUACGUUGUCCUUGGGUUUUCAGAAGCUGCCAGUGAUUUCCAUUGUGUUGCAUAAUGAUACCAAUUAUUUUUUUAUUGGGUUUUUUCCUUGUUUUUUUUUAUAUAUAUAUAUUUAAAAGGCAGUAUCUUUUGUACUGUGAAUUUGCAGUAGAAGAUGCAUAAUGCACUUUUUUUUUACUUCUGUUGGUGUGUACUGUAUAUAGUCUGUGUGCUUCUUGUGAUUGAAAAUAAACUUUUUCUUUAUAAAUGCCUGAUGAUGUAUGAACUUGUGCAAGAGAAAACUGCCUCUUCAACCCCUGCCAAGAUAGUCGUAUGCAUCUUUAGCACCACGAUGGGCCGUCUUUAUACUGACACCUAUUGUGUGCUGGGCCCCAUGCUGAAAACCGGGACAAGUUAGACCAAAGACCCAAAGGCAGAUAUGUGAGCUCCUCCAGGAAUUGUCUUUUUUCACUGAUUUUACCAGUGAGGAAGAGCAGACCCGCUUGUGGGUAGUCAUUUGUAUACCAGCACAACUGACCCCACCAGGGUGGCACUUGGAGUUUGGGUGGUGUCUCUUCCUGCACAAGCAGAAAACGUAAAGCUAGAGGUCUGCUCGAGAGAACCCUCUAAGCUACUGACAGACACUGCACCUCGUGAGAGGGGACUAUUGAGGUGAUUACUGCUAACGGCCAGGGCAGGACUCCCAGGGAGUCCCGGUCGGUCGCAAAGGCUUGUCUCAUGCUUGUGUCAUAGUCUACUGCAGGUCAGGACCUUUGGGUGGCUCUCCUCCCUGGGUGAUUAGCAAAGCCGGGCUGUCUCCAUGUUAAACCCUGCCAUCUUGGAAUUCUUUGCUUCUAGCCGUGCACUCGAGAAAAAGAGCAUGGGGUUCCAUGUUCACUCUCAGCUGCCUUGAGCUGCAAUACGUCACAUCUACUCACGUUCCAAUGGGCAAGACCUGUGACAAGGCCCCACCACUCCUGCUGGGGGCUGAGAGAUGUAAGGUGUACAUAUACCCGGUGAGCAGCGACUAUCCACCACAAGUACCUCGGCAUGACCAAUAAAUUCUAGUGCCUGUGGAUCCAGAAAAUACUGUUUCGUUCACCUAGACUUGCCCUGUCUCACCUGGACUCACAGGAGACUGAUGGAUAAACUGGAGUGCAAGUUUAUUUCUUUAUAAUAAGAUUUAUAGCUGUGGAGCAGGCCAAACGACUCUUACUUGCCAGUUAGCACAUUGAGUCCUAGAGAAAUCUGCACGUGAAGUCAAAUUAUGGUUAGGGAUUGCUUCCUGAGUAUGAAAUCAAAGCAGGCAAUCAGUGGAAUAGUUCUAAUGGUUAGCGUUGACAAGCUGUGACACAGCCUUUUCUCUAAGAUGUUCCCGAGACAGAAUCUCUGAGGGUCAUGGCCCAGGACACUUGCUGAGGAGCAAGGCUGGAGACACCUCACAAAUUCUCUUCAGGCUCCAAACAUGAGUCAGAGCCCGGGGAUGGGGCCCAGCACUCUCUGUUUCUGAUGGAUUCCCUGGGAAUUCUGACAGCCAAGUUUAGAAGCCAUCAAAAUAAGACUGUGAUGCAAUCAAGCAGGCUUCCAGUUCAUUAGUUAAUCACAUUCCACAGAUGCUUUCUGGGGGCAACACCCACGACCUUCUAACAGAAUAUGGGUGUUCCCCAAACUGGUCAGAGACUCGUUUACCCAGGGCCCUGGCAUGGCUACUUUUACCCUGCUUUCUUCCUCAAAGUAGCAAUCCUAAGGUUGAGUAUGAUCCCAGAUUACACCUCCAGGGCGGAUAGUUUUGCAGGGAGGACCGAGGUGCUGGCUUGUCUUUCUCCUGGGGAAGCCCCUCUUGGCCAGAUGCUUGGAAGAGGCUCCAGCAGAAAGAGUUUGGAGGAUGGCGGGCAUUUCAAGAGGAUUCACUUCAUGGUAGGAAAACCCGUUCCAUAGGAGAUGUCCACCAACAACACACAAAGGGAGGCCGUCCCAGAAGACACCACCCACCCGUCCCACACCCUAACAGGAGGGAGCAGAGUGUACCUCUGCGUCUUCUGUGCGCCCAGCCCUUUAUGUAAAAAUUACCUUUACACUGAGCCCCCUAAGUGGCCCUACUGACAUUAUCCUCAGUUUACAGAUGAAGAAACAGACCUGCAGCAUGUCAGUCGUUUGCCCAAGGUUACAGCUAAAAAUGGUAAAGCUAGAUAGGUACUGCUCCACCUGCAACCCUGUCCCCCACCCCGGAAACAGAAGCAAGCUAAACCUGGAUCUAGAUCUCCAUUGAGGUGUCAACAAGGAAACACAGGAGUCCGAAAUGAAGUCUCCAGCCCGUGGGAAAUCUGACCGAAGUCCCCACUCGAGAGGCCAUCCCCAGAAGCACACACAAGGUGUGUGUCCCUCCCCCAAACCAUAGUACCAUGUUUUGCCUUUAAAAGGAAACUGCUCAUGCAUCCUGAAUAUACUUGCGAAGGGCCCUGUU
Messenger RNA from Rhinolophus ferrumequinum (greater horseshoe bat), 10624 nucleotides. RefSeq names its product slingshot protein phosphatase 1 (gene SSH1). Gene Ontology annotation, cellular component: cytoplasm. The record is from RefSeq and is a predicted model, not a curated record. Lineage: Eukaryota; Metazoa; Chordata; Mammalia; Chiroptera; Rhinolophidae. Gene Ontology annotation, molecular function: protein tyrosine/serine/threonine phosphatase activity; actin binding. Gene Ontology annotation, biological process: negative regulation of actin filament polymerization; protein dephosphorylation; actin cytoskeleton organization. Bases 533 to 3559 code for a protein of 1008 amino acids. The transcript is spliced from 16 exons.